CUCUUCUGGGAAUACGAACUGAUUACAAACGGCGAUAAGAAUAUGCUAUAGACAGCAAAGUGCAUAGGCUUUCAGUUUCUCAUCUGAGCUCGGAUCAUGAACAGUCCUCUUGCGAUCACUGCACUGGUUUGGGGCAUUCUCUGCCUUAGCUGCCCACCUUCUUCUGAAGCCGGAAGAGAGGAUUGGACACCACGCGAGCUUCUGGUUUACGAACAGUUGACACAACAGGAUUGCGGUGUCCUAACGAAUCUGAUUCCCGCCCAAAGGCUUCGACGGCGGAUCACCGGCGGCAGGAGAUCGUCUCUGAUGUCCCAGCCUUGGAUGGCCUUUCUUCACAUUUCCGGUGAUAUGGAGAUGUGCCGCUGUGGAGGCGCUCUUAUCUCAGAACUCUUUGUUUUGACUGCCGCGCACUGCUUCAAAAUGUGUCCCCGAUCUAAGGAGAUUAGAGUGUGGCUGGGAGAGCUUGACAUUAAUUCCAGAAGAGACUGCACCACCUACAAUUAUAUACAGGUUUGCGCUCCGCCCGUGGAGGAAUUUACCAUCGACAAGUGGAUUCUCCACGAGGAGUUUAACCUCUUUUAUCCCGGGUAUGAUAUUGCCCUGAUAAAACUAAACAAGAAAGUGGUCUUUAAAGAUCACAUACGUCCCAUAUGUCUACCCCUGACCGACGAACUCUUGGAGUUUACCAUGCAGCUGGGUCAAUCCUACAUGGCGGUGGGCUGGGGAAGAACGGAAAGUCGCCGCUUUGCCAACAGUACAAUGGAGGUCUAUAUAAACACUGAGAAGUGCACUGACGGCAGGGACACUUCGUUCCUCUGCGCCAAUGGAGAUUAUGUGGACACGUGCACAGGGGAUUCCGGUGGACCGCUCAUAUGGACGACCUUGUUCUUCGGCAAGGCUCGCACCGUACAGUUUGGUGUGGUUAGCACUGGAAGUCAAGACUGCGGAGCUGGUCAAAAGGCCUACUACAUGGAUGUACCCACCUAUGUGCCCUGGAUACUUGCCAAGAUGGCAGAAUUCUCGGAUGUUUAAGGAAGUUUGAAUAAGUAAAAUCCAGAUCUUUUAACUAAACGUACUGUGCAAUUCA
This is a messenger RNA of Drosophila sechellia, 1087 nucleotides long. Its product is annotated as serine protease grass. Gene Ontology annotation, molecular function: serine-type endopeptidase activity. The transcript has 4 exons. Gene Ontology annotation, biological process: proteolysis. NCBI's taxonomy places the organism in Eukaryota, Metazoa, Arthropoda, Insecta, Diptera, Drosophilidae. The record is from RefSeq and is a predicted model, not a curated record. The coding region runs from base 97 to 1032 and encodes 311 amino acids.